Molecule: messenger RNA, 612 nt
Organism: Ambispora leptoticha
Lineage: Eukaryota; Fungi; Glomeromycota; Glomeromycetes; Archaeosporales; Ambisporaceae
Source: the annotation of a GenBank genome assembly
AUGGCGGUUGCUGCUUUCGUUUAUAGUCUCUACGGAAUAUACAAUGAGGAUCUAAAGAUAUUGCGAGUAUAUCCACAACUAUAUUGUAUGGACUUGGUACUCAAUACAAUAUUCACAAUCAUAUUCGGGUAUUCGUGGUAUCUAGUUAUUGAUCAUACCCCAAAGGAAGAAGAGCUUUCCUCAGAGUAUGCUAAUUGGCAAAAACAGGCUUCACCGAAUGCUUUGCCCGCUUGGAAAGCCGAAUCGAAUGUUGCUAUAUUGUGUUUAUUGGUCGUCUGGAUAAUUCACGUUUAUUUCGCCGUAGUAAUACAGUCAUAUGCAGACUAUAUGGAUAAAAAAUACUCAUUAUCAACAUCAAAUAAUAAUAAUAAUUCACGUAGAUCAAUCUCAGGCGAUGCAUUACUGUCAUCACCAUCAAAUAUUGAUAAUUCUUAUAGAUUAACAUCAGUCAAUGCAUUAGCAUUAUCGCCAUCAUCAACACUAAACAAUGAUAAUAGCGGCAGUCUUAGGAGUAACGGUAGAGGUGGCAAUAUUUCUUCGAGGCGUGUCACUAUACAGGAUUUGGAGGAGGGAGAAGAUGAAAAUUACGAAAAUAAUAAGAAUGUAUUUUAG